Spodoptera frugiperda (fall armyworm) is the source of this 2775-nucleotide messenger RNA. Its product is annotated as glucose dehydrogenase [FAD, quinone]-like. The transcript is spliced from 4 exons. The record is from RefSeq and is a predicted model, not a curated record. Gene Ontology annotation, molecular function: oxidoreductase activity, acting on CH-OH group of donors; flavin adenine dinucleotide binding. Bases 853 to 2739 code for a protein of 628 amino acids. NCBI's taxonomy places the organism in Eukaryota, Metazoa, Arthropoda, Insecta, Lepidoptera, Noctuidae.
AUUCAGGGCUGCAGUGGUCGGAGUGGAGCCGCCCCCUUGUGCAACGUGCCGCUCUGUUAACUCCUGCAGCGGCCACCUUCACCCGCCGCUCUUCCUGUACCUCCAGCCUUGCUCAAUCGUACUGCAGCUAAUGAUAUCAUACCUACUAGUACCGUUUAUGCAGCUGUUAGUGUUUCCUAAGUCACGCCGAUACUAUUCUAAUGUUGCAUUGUUCGUGUCCGGCGUAGUGCCGUGUUUGUUUCCACUUGUUGCUGUUGUCACAUAGUUGCACUCCCGUUGCAAGUGAUCAACUGGCCGGCGUUAAUGGAACCCAUUAAGUAAAAGACUCUUGGAACUCAAAACAAUUGUGAAAUUGUAAACAAGCGGAACAAAGGAUGUAAACAUGAAAUUCUUAAAGUCGACAACAUAUCGCAGGCGAGGGGCGGCCGCGCACAGUCAGCUUCCUACCGCACGGGUUGUGCAUACCUCGGCCUCGCGACUCGCGACACACACACGUUGUGCCCACGGUGCUAGCCAGUGCAGUGCUCGAUACUACUACUAACCAGAGUAUUCAUCUACCAAGGACAUCAUAUCCUGAAUAAAUAAUUAGAAAUAUUAAUCAAAUAAUGAUAUACGGCUGCAGUAUCUACCGCGUACGAUACUACCGCUAGUUGUGCCACUGAACACAACCACCGCCUCUUAUGAAUAAACUAAUGGAAGUGAGCCUCACUAUAGGCUGUGAUAUAGUUUCCAUUUCUCAAACAAGAAUCGUUCAAUAUUCCUCCGAUCUACAUACCUCGGAGCGUAUUCGAAGAUAAUGCGAAGGUUUCCUCCAAUUUGAUAGCCGGUAACCAAGUAGAAUAUGAGGGUGCAAUGAGUGCUAACGUAACAGAUGAAUUAUGUAAGAUUUGUGACGGACGCAUAGAGUGCGCGCCCACCGCCAUCCUGCUGAUCUCGCUGGUGCACACGCUGUACGGGCACAUCGGGCCCGAGCCGGACUACUUCGGCAAGAACAAGCGCAACCUGCUCAAGCAGGUGGAGGAGGACGGCAAGGCGCCCUACAAGCACUUCACCUACUUCGAUCGGUUCCCCGAGGACCACAGCAAGAGGAAGGGCAGCGCGGACACCGAUGGAGACUAUGACUUCGUCGUGGUGGGCGGCGGGACGGCGGGCUGCGUGCUGGCCAGCAGGCUCUCCGAGAACAGGAAGUGGAAGGUUCUCAUGAUUGAAGCCGGACCAGAGGAACCCAAGAUGGCUCUGAUACCCGGACUGACGAGCGAGUUCAAAGGGUCCAGCGUGGACUGGCAGUACUCGAUGCGACCAAAAAAGGGGUUCUGUCAGAAUCGAGGUGAACGAGGCUGCGAGGUAGUGCAGGGCAGAGUGCUCGGAGGGACCUCCUCCAUCAACGAUAUGGCGUACAUGAGGGGAAGUCCGGCUGACUACGACGAGUGGGCCGUCAGUGGUAAUGACGGGUGGUCUUUCAGCGAGGUCCUGCCUUACUUCAAAUACUCCGAAGGAAAUUACGACAAGGAUAUAUCGAAAAACAAGUUUUUUCAUUCAACACAAGGACCGCUCGACGUCGGCCGCUAUCCUUACGUCGAUGACAACGUGGACGUGCUGCUGAGUGCACUCAACGAACUGGGAUACAACUACACCGACGUGAACGGCAGACACCAGCUCGGGUUCAUGAGGAUACAGACAACAUCGUACUUUGGUGAGAGAGUCAGUGCAUUCACAGCGUUCAUUGAACCCAUUAGGAAGUUAAGGUCUAAUCUAGAAAUAUUAUCAGAAGCUUUAGCAACUAAAAUACUUUUUGACGAUAACAGAGAAACAAUCAAAGCUGUCGGUGUAGAAUAUAUCAAAAAUGGUACAAGAAUGAAAGUCAAAGCAGCGAAAGAAGUUAUACUGUGUGCUGGAGCUAUAAACAGUCCAAAGUUACUAAUGCAAUCAGGAGUAGGACCUAAGGAAUAUUUAGAAUAUUUAGACCUAAAAGUAGUUUAUGACCUCCCAGUUGGAGGAAACUUUCACGAUCACUUGUCAGUGUGCCUGCCAGUUAUAAAACUAACGAAAACGUCAACCACAUCAAAGUUCCCUGAGAAACUAAAAGACAUCACCACAUAUUACUCCAAAGGCGUCGGACCUUUGUCAGCUAACUUCCAGGUGGUGGCGUUCUUGGAGACUACAAUAUCUGACAUUUUGGGAACUCCCGACAUUGAGGUGCGGUUCAAAGGACACGACUCCAACAUGUAUUAUGACAAGAUCGAAAUGUGUGUAUCGUUGUUGACUCCUAAAAGUCGCGGUCAGGUAGUUUUAAACGCCUCCGACCCGAUUUUCGGAAAACCUUUGGUUUACCCGAACUAUUUAAAAGAUCCUACUGACGAGAAAAAGUUAUUAGAAGGCAUACAGGAAAUUGUUAAACUAUUCGAUACAGACGUUUUCAAGAGCGCGGAGUAUGCCUUCGAUCCUCGCCCAAUACUGAAUAAUGACUGCAAGGACCAUGACCGCGUGUCGGAAGACUUUUGGUUGUGCAUCAUCAAACAUUUCUCGACACCGUUACACAACUACGUCGGCACGUGCAAAAUGGGUACGUCAAAGGAUCCUGAUUCAGUUGUAGAUAAGAAUUUACGAGUGUACGGAGUGAACAAUUUGCGAGUCGUCGAUGCGUCUAUAAUGCCAAAAAUAACCCGCGGCUCCACCGCGGCGCCUGUUAUAAUGAUUGCCGAGAAAGCUAGUGAUAUAAUAAAAACUACUUGGUAUUAAUGGUCUUUUUAUUUCCCCAAUACGAACGGUCGUCAC